GGGAGUGUGCGCGGCUCCGGGCAGCGGCAGCAGCAGCCUCCCCUCUUCAUGCCUAUUUUAGUCCCCGCUCCCCGGCCGCCGAGCAGCUUCUCCGCAACUCCCGCUCACUGAGCAAACUUUUCCGGGCCAGCCCCGGUCAGCACAAGCCAGGUUAACCUAGCCAAGCCGAGGCAUCAUGAAGAGGUGUUAUGACCUACUGAUAGUCUUCGAUAAUGAAUGCCAUUAUAUUGAAGAAUCUCAAAAAUAUGUAAUUGCAAAGAAACAGUUUACCAUCCGGAAAUGGCAACAAAGUUAAAAUAACGAUGCUGUCCUGAUGUAGAAGCAUACCUGCUAACCACAGCCAUGGGAGAAAAUGUGAGUUUUUGGGAGAGCCUUGUAAAUGGACACCCAGUGUGUGCGGACUGGAAGCAAGAGACGGAGGGAUCCAUUUAUCACCUAGCCAGUAUUCUUUUUGUAUUGGGCUGCAUGGGUGGAAGUGGGUUUUUUGGACUGCUGUAUGGAUAUGUUUUUUUUGCUUUGAGCUUUCUUUGCACCUGUAUAUGGGCCUGGCUGGAUGUCUGUGCCGCAGAUGUCUUCUCAUGGAACUUCAUCCUUCUUGUGAUCUGUAUUAUGCAGAUUAUACACAUUGCCUAUCAGCUAAGGAGUGUCACAUUUGACAAAGAGUUACUUGACGUAUACAGUGCAGUCUUUCAACCACUGGGGAUCUCCUUAACUGUAUUUCGGAAGAUAAUAUCUUAUUGUAACGCUGAAGUGGUCACAUUGGAAAGGGAACAUUGUUAUGCAGUCCAAGGAAAGACUCCCAUUGACAAACUCUCUUUACUUAUUUCUGGAAGGAUACGAGUAACCGUAGAUGGGGAGUUUCUCCAUUAUAUUUUUCCUCGGAAAUUUUUGGAUUCCCCAGAGUGGGAUUCACUCAGGCCUUCAGAAGAAGGGAUUUUUCAGGUAACCCUGACUGCAGAAACAAAGUGUCGAUACAUUACCUGGAGGAGGAAAAAACUGUAUUUACUUUUUGCCAAAAACCGUUACAUCUGCCGCCUGUUUUCACUGUUGAUUAGGGGUGAUAUUGCGGAUAAACUCUAUGAAUUAAAUGAGAAGGUCUCUUUGGACAGUGGUUUUCGAUUUGAUAUCAGACUACCUAACUAUUAUCACAUGGCAUUACCAGAAAAAGCACAUUCAACAACACCCUCCAUCCAUGUUCACAAAGUCUCUACAAAGAAAAACGCAGCCAACAAAGUGUAACUAGUUGGUCUUUGGCAUAAAAGAAAUUGGAAAAUUUGGCUCAACAAGUGACAAAUAUUCUUAGAUGCUCAUUAAAAACUUAACUAAUGCAAAUGUAAUACUGGCUGCAAAGUGCCAUUUGUUAUCUUCAUGACGGGUAUCGCUUAUUUGUGUUAACUGUUGUUAACUGUUUUUGAACAGGGUGGGAUUAAAACAUUUCAUAGUCUAUGUAAAUGAACAUAAAGUAUUUUAAUACACCCUUUUCUGAAAUAAAUUCAUUGUAAAACCGUUGCUGUAUAAUUUAAGAUCAGAAUAUUGGCCAUUUAAAAUGGACUUGUAUGAAGGCAGGCAGUCAUUAACAGUGGCAGUCUGAUACUAUGUAUAAGUCAUACAAUUAAUGUAAUUAUGGCAUAUGAGAUAUAUACAUAAUAUUGAUCUGCACCUGCUGAAGACUUAUCUGUUUCAUGUAUUGUUCAUAGAUGUUUUCUUUUAAAUGCCCAGUGUGGUAACCCUGACAUAGGAAAGACCAAAGACAUUGGAUAAAAGUGAUAACAAUGUUAGUGUUCUGUCCUAACCCCAUACCAAUAAAAUCCAUUAAUUUGACCAUUUGGUCUUCAUUUACAUCAUAACUUAUAUGUAUUGCUGUGUGCAAGUAAAAUAAAUCCAAUAUGAUUUUGAUAAGUUGCUCUGGGUUUUUAGAAGCCUCACUCUGUCCUCAAUAAAAAUAAAAAAUACCAUGCACAAUCUUCAGCUUUAUGAGUUAAUUAUUCUAUGUACACAAUAUAGAAGGAGAGGGACCAACCUUCGCCACCUUCUCCCAUGUAUAUGAUAAACGCCGUCCUAUUUAAUAUUGGGGAAACUCAAUUUCUGGUUUACUUUUGUAGUUCGCAUUGGAAAAUCUGAAUCAUGUAAGCUAUUAAAAUAAGUCCCUUUAUGGCAAUUAUCAUACAUUGUUUAAACAGAUAUUUGUUUCUUUGGUUUAUUUAAAAGGUUAAUACCUCACUUUUCUUCAAAUUGUGAAGCUGUGAUAUAUUGUACUGUUCAUACAAAAUUAGAGGUAAAACAUUGAUACAAAGCUAGUAAAUAUGUUCAAUCAUGUUGUAGUCAAUACCUGUCCUACAAGGAUUUUGUUUAAAAAUAUAGAAUUAUGUUCUAGAUACAUGUGCUAGAUACAUAAAGGAUGUGAUAUUACUAAACAAGGGUUUUUUUUCUAUUACUGUAUAGUGUCUUUAAUUUAUGAUAUAAAAUUGGUUCAUCUCCACAAAA
Molecule: messenger RNA, 2484 nt
Organism: Spea bombifrons (plains spadefoot toad)
Lineage: Eukaryota; Metazoa; Chordata; Amphibia; Anura; Pelobatidae
Gene: POPDC3
Product: popeye domain containing 3
Exons: 4
Coding region: 343-1239 (298 amino acids)
Cellular component (GO): sarcolemma
Molecular function (GO): cAMP binding
Source: RefSeq, a predicted model, not a curated record